AAUUGGGACAUUAGACAAAGACUCGAAGUGCAUUACAAGGUCAAACACAUUUCUACACACACAGAGAUUGUAAUAAUAUUUCCUCUCUCUCAAACAAGAAGAAAUGGCUCCGAUUGCAGUUGGUGCUUCCAUUCCCGACGGAACUCUCGCUUACUUUGACGAGUAUGAUCAGCUUCAGGAGGUCUCCGUUCACUCCCUUGCUGCUGGUAAGAAGGUUGUCCUCUUUGGCGUUCCUGGUGCUUUCACUCCUACUUGCAGUGUGAAGCAUGUGCCUGGAUUUAUUGAGAAAGCUGAGGAAUUCAAGGCUAAGGGUGUCAGUGAGAUCUUGUUGAUCAGUGUUAAUGAUCCAUUUGUGAUGAAGGCAUGGGCAAAGACUUACCCAGACACCAAGUUUGUUAAGUUCCUGGCUGAUGGAUCCGGCAAAUACACUCAUGCUCUUGGCCUCGAGCUUGACCUUACUGAGAAAGGGCUCGGUGUUCGUUCUCGCAGGUUCGCUGCGGUAGUUGAUGAUCUCAAGGUUCAGACUAUUAACAUCGAAGCUGGGGGAGAAUUCACUGUUUCUGGCGCAGAGGAUCUUCUCAAGACUCUUUAAAUUGUCAAUCCUUGUUUGCUUAAUGCUGAAUUCUUUUUAAGAAUCAGUACUAGUCUCCUUUUAUUUUCGCGAAAUCUGGAUUGUCUCAACUUUAUUUGAGAUAUUAAUAAUGGUUUAUGGAUA
Daucus carota subsp. sativus is the source of this 715-nucleotide messenger RNA. RefSeq names its product peroxiredoxin-2. Gene Ontology annotation, molecular function: thioredoxin peroxidase activity. The coding region runs from base 104 to 592 and encodes 162 amino acids. Gene Ontology annotation, cellular component: cytoplasm. The transcript has 3 exons. The record is from RefSeq and is a predicted model, not a curated record. Gene Ontology annotation, biological process: cellular response to oxidative stress; hydrogen peroxide catabolic process; cell redox homeostasis. NCBI's taxonomy places the organism in Eukaryota, Viridiplantae, Streptophyta, Magnoliopsida, Apiales, Apiaceae.